AGAGAGAGAGAGGAGAGGAGAGCCCAUUACAUUACAUUACAUUACAUUACAGAGCAUACCAAUUCCAUGCAUGAAAAUGGGAUGAUGGUGAUGGCGAUGGCGAUGGUAGGGAUGAUGAUGGCUCCUCCUCUGCAUUCUUGAUAGGAAUAUCAAAGUUUGCUCCUUUGCAGUUGAGUCUCUCCCUUGGUAAUCUGCACAAAAAAAAUAAAUAUAUCCCACCUUUCUCUCUCCCUCCCUCUCUCUCUCUCUCUCUCUCUCUCCAUUCUCUCCUCCCUUCUUCUAUAUUCACUCUCACACACACUGACCUUUACCUACACUCACACCACCACCUCCAACUCCUCCACCACUGCCAGCACUCCCUUUGCAUUCCCCUAACGCCUCCCGUCCCCUCCGAUUCCCAUCCACCGCCGAAGCCGCCUCCUUUCCGCUGCUUCGUGUCCAUGGAAUCGUGACGGUGGCAUAUGUCCUAAGUGAUAUUUGAAGUUGGAGCUUUCUUUUGAUUUCGAAGGUUGUCUGUCGAUUGCACUGAAGUUUUCUUCUCUGCCUUUUUAUGUUGAAGAGCUCUCUCAGGUAGAGACUGCCCUGUAUCACGCCAGAAAACUUGUUUCUGAUCGUUCUCUGGAACUCUGUGGUUAAUCUGUCAGCAAAUGGGCGAGAAUAAGAGGGAGGUAGAGACUGACGAAGUGGAUCUGCUUCUUGACGAGAUUCCAAAGGCCACUUCUGGUAAUCCACACUACGAGGAGUUCCAACCGAAAGCAGUCCUGAUCGAUUCCUGCAAGGGACCUUACAGCGAGAAGUUCCCCAAAAACAGGAGCCCUCAGCAGAGAAAGAUGGCAUCGGUAAAUGGAGUUCAAAAUUCACUAGCCAAAACUGCUCAAGCAAAUGAACCAAAACUGCCUGACGAGCAGUCCUUGACCUCUGCAUUUGCCGAACUUAAUGUUAGUGAUGGUUUGGGAAGCCAGUAUGCUAAAGGCUUAGGCAUGCAUCGCUUAAAUGCAGAUACAAAGGUCAGAAAUUCAGGCUUUGAUGGCAUUUCUGGGGCUAGAGUUGCACAAGAAAAUCCAGAUGUCUGUUGGGUCGAUCCUCUCGGGCUGAAAAGCCACCGAGUAGGCGGGAGUUACCAGCAAAUUGAUAAUUCUACCGGCAGCAUCUCAAUGACUAAUGAUGGGGUUCAGUUUGUACCCAAUUUACCUGUCCAUGCUCUUGACACUCCCACAGCAAAUCAGCAGCAGUACCUGAUGAACCCACAAUCUCUGCUCCCUUACUUGCGCUUGCCACAUAUAGACCAAUCUCAGGCUGCUUGGAGGAACAUAGAAGAGGAGAACUUCUAUAAGUUGUAUCAGCAGAGCCUUUACUACCAGCAGCUCUUGAAUCAUCACUUUGAAGCUCAACAUCCUGUUCAAUCGAAUAUUACACUUGGUCCAAAAAGGCAGCAACCACCCUAUGAGAUUCCAGUCUCUCAAUGUCUGGAACGGCCGGACCAAGAAGCGUUCUUACAUGGAUAUGGACUUGCGAGAUGCUUGAAGCCGCAGAGUCUUAUUCUCUCCCCCUCAGAUGCUCGCGCAGUUCAGGCCUUGGAUAGAAUCUCUCAACAAGGUUCUGCAGCAAAAAACAUGACGAGAUCAAAUGGCAUAAAUUCCUUAAGAUCUGUGAAACUCGGCGCUGUCGAUGAUACGAUCAAUCACGUCAGCCAAAAUGGCAGAGGGACCUCAAAUGGUCAAUUUUACCCCAGCCUCUGUGGUACAAACAACAGUAAAUGCUUUCAGGAGGAUAGGCUGAACUACUUCAGAAGUUGCGACUCAAGGCUGCUUCCUUUCAAGUAUAACAACUGUGAGGAUGAAGUGAGCAAUAGAACUCACCUUAUGGCUAAGGACCAGCAUGGGUGUAGAUUUUUGCAGAGGAAGAUCUCUGAAGGGGGCCCGAAGGACGUCGAGAAGGUGUUCAUCGAGAUAAUUGACCACAUUGUGGAGUUGAUGACUGAUCCAUUUGGUAAUUACCUUGUCCAGAAGCUUCUUGAAGUCUGCAACGAGGAUCAGCAGACAAGAAUACUCCAAGUGAUCACGAGAAAUUCUGGGGAUCUCAUCCGAAUAUCAUGUGAUAUGCACGGGACUCGGGUGGUUCAAAAAGUGAUUGAGACCCUUAAAACUCCGGAGCAAAUAUCCAUGGUGGUGAACUCACUGAGGCCCUGCAUUGUGAUUUUGAUGAAGAACACAAAUGGAAAUCAUGUUGCUCAGCGCUGUUUACAGCAUUUGAUGCCCGAGUAUAGUCAGUUCCUCUUUGAUGCUGCAGCCGCUUACUGUGUGGAGCUAGCAACAGACCGCCAUGGCUGUUGUGUGCUUCAGAAAUGUCUGAACUAUGCUGGUGGUAAGCAAAGAAGGCGCUUAAUCCAAGAGAUAACCUCCAAUGCUUUAGUCCUUUCACAGGAUCCCUUCGGAAACUAUGUAGUGCAGUUUAUCUUUGAGCUCCAAAUUCCACAAGCAACUAUCGAGAUUCUCGACCAAUUGGAGGGUAACUACGCCGACUUGUCCAUGCAAAAGUACAGCAGUAAUGUUGUUGAGAAAUGCCUUGAAUAUGGUGGAGAAGAACGCCGUGGCCAUAUAAUACAAGAGCUGAUAGGUAAUCCCAGGCUCGAUCAAAUCAUGCAGGACCCUUAUGGCAAUUUUGUCAUUCAAGCUGCGCUGAAUUGGUCAAAGGGAGCUGCCAAAUCCGCUCUCGUCGAGGCAGUAGAAGCGCAUGUCCCCCUGCUCCGAACUAGCCCAUAUGGGAAGAAAGUCCUCUCCUGCAGCUCCCUCAAAAAGUGAUCUUUCCGAUCACAGCAGAAGCUAUCAGGGGCUGUUGGAGGCGUGUGCAACCUGUAAAUUUUGGAAGAUUUUGGGAAGCUCCAAGGAGAGUUGAACCUCUCAACAGCUCAAGAUAAAAUGGACAGACAGGACAGGAGGAGUCCUUUUUUGGUUCCUUUCUUUUGUUGUUAUCAAUCUUAUCGUGUCCUUUUCUUGCUGCCUACAGUACCAUAGUAGUACUUGUAGAGAGAUGCAUCAGAUGUUCAGUUGUUUUGUUAUCUUUUCACCAUAUAGGAAUAAGACAGAGAGUCCUGGGAAGGCUUAGCUGCUGCUGGCUGGUCCAGUCCAGCCCGGAGCCGGAGAGGUUGGUUGGGAAGAGGAAGAAGAGCCUUGCUUUUCCUUCUGUUCUUUUUUGUGGUAUAGUAGUCAUUGGCUUUCAUGGCCCUUUCAAAGUCCUGUUCUUAAAUGUACAUUUCCCCUUGUUACAUCAUGAAACACCCCUUUUUGUUCCGUAAUUAAUCUCGGAAUUUAUGA
This is a messenger RNA of Punica granatum (pomegranate), 3314 nucleotides long. The record is from RefSeq and is a predicted model, not a curated record. NCBI's taxonomy places the organism in Eukaryota, Viridiplantae, Streptophyta, Magnoliopsida, Myrtales, Lythraceae.